CCACACACACACGGCAGAGCAUCGAGAUGGCGACGCGAUUGAUUGAGGAGUAUCGGGCUCAAGGUCGUCGGCCGCCGAAUCUGUUGGUGUGUGGAACGCCGGGUACGGGUAAGACGUCGCUCUGUGAGGAGCUGGCGCAACGCACAGGAUGGACUCACAUUGACAUCUCGGCCCUUGCCCUGCGCCGUCAGCUCCACGAGGGCUACGAUGACUCGCGCCAAACGCACAUUCUUGACGAAGACGCUGUGCUAGACGAGCUGGAUGAUGCCAAUCAAGUCAACAUAAUGCAGGGUGGCUUUAUCGUGGAUUACCAUGGUUGCGACUUUUUCCCCGAACGAUUCUUCGACCUCGUCCUCAUUCUGCGAGCCGAGAACAACAUCCUCUGGGAGCGCCUGGAAGCUCGCGGCUACCCACAGACCAAGGUGCAGGAAAACGUGGAGGCAGAAAUCAUGCAGGUGGUCCUUGAAGAGGCGCGUGAAUCCUACAAGCACGAGAUUAUUCAGGAGCUACCCAGCAACACCUUGGACGAUCACGAGGCUAACCUUGAGCGCAUUUCACAAUGGCUCCUUGCACACAUGGAACAAGCCCCCAGGGUCUAGAAUCAAUUCGCCUCGACUUUAAACAGGUUGAUCAACAAGGCUUUGAGUUCUCUGAGUGCCCUAGUUCUAUCACGCUAAUGUUCGGAUCUCCAUCCCUUCCCUGCUGUCUCGUCAAAUGCGGCGAGAGAAACACAUGCCUACAAACAGUGGUAAGGACCACGAGAGCGCCGCGCGCUUCUCAUGGAUGCAAUUGAGAUUUUCAAGCUGUAGUAUCAGAAAGUGGGUCAAACGAACGCUGACAGCAACAAACCCCGUCCAAAGUUUCCGACAUGAAAAUCAACACUUCAAGACUCGGCGAUGAAAAAAAAAUCACAGCAACCCGGAGGAAACAACAAGACGAGGACAGGUCAGGUACAUCCAUGAACACAGCGUUCCAUGAAGGCGUGUAAGCAAGCACAACAAAUGUCUUUUCACAUGUCAACCAAAUACAGAAAAGUAGACGCCAAAACCUAAAAAACGCAAAACCUGUUACUGCACAAACGCCGACCCACCAUCCACCCACAUCAGUUCAUGCCUUGCAACCUGAGUGAGUCGAGGCGUGUCCGUGCUGAGGAUGCUUCAUCAGCCAUUGGCAGGCAAGCAAAUCAGAGAGGCAAGCCGCAAUGAAGCGUUUGACAAUAAAACGAUCUUGGAAGAGCAAAAAGGAUAAAGGGCUCAAACUAGCAAAAAGACCACUUAACCCGGAAAGCAAACAAAAAAAAAGGGGGGGGGGG
Monosiga brevicollis MX1 is the source of this 1312-nucleotide messenger RNA. RefSeq lists its product as uncharacterized. The transcript is spliced from 6 exons. The coding region runs from base 27 to 599 and encodes 190 amino acids. Gene Ontology annotation, molecular function: AMP kinase activity; ATP binding; ATP hydrolysis activity. Gene Ontology annotation, cellular component: nucleus; cytoplasm. The record is from RefSeq and is a predicted model, not a curated record. NCBI's taxonomy places the organism in Eukaryota, Choanoflagellata, Craspedida, Salpingoecidae.